This is a messenger RNA of Sparassis crispa, 3078 nucleotides long. RefSeq lists its product as hypothetical. Gene Ontology annotation, molecular function: protein dimerization activity. The transcript has 13 exons. The record is from RefSeq and is a predicted model, not a curated record. Bases 1 to 3078 code for a protein of 1025 amino acids. Lineage: Eukaryota; Fungi; Basidiomycota; Agaricomycetes; Polyporales; Sparassidaceae.
AUGAGUGGCUCCUCUCACCCCGGUGCAAAUGAUGGCAGGAGUUACAACCUGAGGACGGCUUUGUUCACUGGCUUUCCUCCAUAUCCAGUGACUAAUCCUCAAGCCCCUGCAUGUAGCUCAGCUCCAGCAUCUCAUGCUGCCGAUGCACUGCUAACGCUUUCCGGAGGCCAACCAUAUGCACCCGACCAUGGAUCUUGGACGACUAUUCCCCGCCAUGCAAGGUCACCAUUGAACAGGGCAACAGCCACCGGUGGAGCUUCCAGCAGUGUUGCACACUCAGUGCCAUCGGCAGAUUCUAAUCGUUACAGUGAACUCCUCCGUCAUCACGAUACCGACUCUGACCUUGAGGGCUCUGAGUUCACGGGAUCCGACGAAGAGGAGAGUGAUGAUGAGGAUGUUUCCGGGAUAAUCAGUAAUGAUGAAGUUGCUUUCAACCUGCCCCGCAUGACGACUUCGAAGAAACACGAACGCCGCGCUGCACAGCAAGCACAAGACGUCAUCAAUCAACACUUACCUGCCCGGAAACGAAAGAGGAAGAUGAAGGAUUCCACUAGUCGGAAGAGCUCUUCAAAGUCGAAACGGGCACGCACGGACACAGCUCCUGUCGUGGAUGGACCACUCGCAUCGGUGUCGCACACACCUGCACAAACCUCAUCGUCCAUCCAUGUGUCAUCUGCACAUGAUAACCCAAAUGUUGCAUCGUCAUCCACAGUGAAUGAAGACCAAGUACGCAACUGUAAUGGAAAGCAAAGGAAGACCAAGAAACCUCCGUCACCGAUUUACAUGUUCUACCGAGAGAUCAAAGAGAACCAUAAGCUUCACUUUCCGAAUUGGAAGCCAGCUGACAAGCUAUAUAUGUGUCUGCACGGUCACAACAAAGUGCUGAGGAUUUCGGAGGGUAUGAACGGCUCAACGACUGGACUGAAGAAUCACCUGAAGGCUGCUGAUGAAAGCAUGUACAAGCUAUACCAGAUUCUUGAGAAGAAGCGUGCACUUGGGCAGAAGCCAACAGCACAAGAGAUCUUGGUCGCGCGUGCUGAAAUGCCAUUGCAGAGUCUUGGCUAUAAUGUUGACCAGCCGGACGAGGUAUCACAGGCCGCGACUGCUACCGGUGACUCCAAUCGACUCGCGGAGCCAUUUGACCAAGCAACGUGGGAGCGUCUUGUCUCAGAGUGGGUCGCAGCAUGUGACCAACCGUUUGAUGCUGUUGAAGCGCCCGAAUAUGUUCGUAUGGUGCAGUACGCAAGCCGCGUUGGUGAUCACCUCAAGGUGCCGUGUGGAGACACAAUCAAGAAGCGUAUCAUGGAGAUGGGGGAUAACGUUAUCUCAGACAUUAAAGCAAUGCUCUCGGUACGUGAUCCAGAUCAUCUUCUAGUCCUCUGCCUGACAUUGAAGUACUCUGGCAAGGCUGUGGAGGGGAAAUUUACCUUGGCCCUUGACUGCUGGACUUCCAGCAAUCAAUGGGCUUUCAUGUGUAUUAUCCUCACUUUUGUGACGGAAUCUUGGGACAUAGAGGAGGUCAUGAUAGACUUUCGAGAGAUCAUUGGGGAACACUCCGGUGAAAAUCUCGCCGAGGCCGUCUGGCAAACCAUAGAGCUCUACGGACUUAAAGGUCGGAUUCAAGCCGUGGUUGCUGACAAUGCAUCAAAUAACGAUACAAUGGUGGAAGCACUUGAACGUUGCUUCAAGGCUGAGAACAUCCCCUUCCACGCUUCCCACGCACGAAUGAGAUGUGUACCACACACGAUCCAUUUAGCUGCCCUAGAACUUCUACAAGCAAUUGGCGGCUUCUCGUCAACUAACAACCAUGAACAAUCUCGCGGCAAAUAUCAGGCAACUCCUGAUAACUACCAGGAAGCGCUUCAAGAGCCUCUGACAACCGAGGCGGAUAAUCUUUUGUCACAGGCAAAUGACUCCGUGAACUGCAACAAUGCGCACGCUGACGAUGAUGUACCCGGUCGUAUCCUCUCGGCACUCGAUAAGCUUCGCAAAGUUGUUCGUGUAGUGCGAUCAAGUCCACAACGGAAGCGGCAGUGGCUUGAUGAAGUCAAUUUAUCAUUGCGAAGAUUGGAAGAUGCUUUUGACAAGGCUGAAGAGGCGCUGAUGCUCAUCUUAGACGUCAGGACACGUUGGUCCUCAACACACCAAAUGCUCCGUCGUGCGCUCGAGUACAAGGAAGAAAUCCGGUUGUUCAUAGCCAAGCGAGUCGAUCUGCGUCAUCUCGAGCUAGAUGAGCUGAAGUGGGGAGCGAUCAAGCUUGUUUGUCAAUGGCUGUUGAUGUUCCGGCAGGCGACAGAACAGAUGUCAUCAUCAAAGGAGGUUACCUUGUCAUCGGUGCACACAAUCUUCCACGGGCUUCAGGAACACCUCAAGAAUGCCCUCCGCAAGUUGCCGCCUGAUUCCCCACCUCAGCUACGAGAUGGGCUUCUCAGAGCUUACAAGAAGCUCUCGGAUUAUCACAGUCACUUUGACGAGAGCCCAUAUUACAUCUGGGCAUGCCCAGUUCUCGAUCCAAGAAUUAACUAUGAGGGUCUCAAAGCCGAAGCAGCUAUGGAUGCAAACCCUCAGAGUCGCGACGAGUACCUCAAACACAUCAAAGACGCGAAGGCGGAGCUCAAGACGUACUAUCUCAACCACUAUCAUUCAUCCUCAUGUGAAAAUGGUGCAGCCGCAGCGUUGUCCAGCUCCAUUGGCGGCAAGGACCAGACACCAGCAAACUUCAAUUUUUUUGCUCCUUAUGCUCCUCCAGUGGAUAGGGCACCCUCGGAAGAACUUGACGAGUACUUGAAGUUGAAGAAUCUCGGCUUUGGUAACCGUGUCUCUCACCCUUUGCGCUGGUGGAAAGAGCACCAGGAUCUCUACCCCAGUCUCUCGCGAUUGGCGCGUGAUAUUCUGACAAUCCCAGGUUCUGCUGUCGCAGUGGAGUGUGCGUUUUCAUCUGGCCGCGACACUGUCUCCUUACGGCGUGCAAGCCUCAAACCAGCGACGAUCCGGAAGCUCAUGCUUGUCAAGCACAAGUUAAUGCUUGCGAGACGACAGCUCAAGCGGGCCUUGGAAGAACAACUACUAUUCCUAUAG